CAAAAACAUCGCCUCGAGCAACUGCCAUGGCUGCGCUCAAAACCCUUGAUCUUUUCCCGCCGCCUGCCGCAGGCCUGGCAGGCUUGCAAGGGCAGCCACAGCGAGCCUUUCGAGGUACCCCCGCAGUUCAGGGGAGAUCUGCAGACCGCCACCAAGGAGCAGAGUUCUUGCCCGGCCUGGUCCUGGGGGCAGUUGCACGUGCGCAGAGGUCCAAGAGAUCCAAGCUGAAAAGAUAUGGCAUGGAUGGCAACUGGAGUGACAGGCUCGAUGCUGGAAGGCCCUUGCGCGUGAUCAUCGCGGGAGGGGGGCCCGGUGGCCUGGCGUUGGCUCGUGGCCUGGUGCAGUUGCCAGGCCUUGAGAUUCGAAUUCUGGAAGGAAGACCUGAAGUGAAGACAGGAGCCAGAGCAACUGGAAGGUCACACACCAUCGGCCUGGGUCGUAGGGCCAGGGAGGCCAUUCUCCAGGUGGGGGGCAAGCAGGCAUGGGAGCAACUCUGCUCCAAGGGAAUUCUGGCCGAUGGCUUCACUCUCCACCUCAAUGGAGUGCCACUGUCACUUCCUCCACCGGAGGGUGAACCGGUGGUUCUGGUGGACCGCAGUGCCAUCGUGGCGGAGCUCAAAGAUCUGCUGAUGUCGAGCGAUUUCGCUGCGGGCACGGACGUGAAGAUCGAGUACUCCACCCGGGUGCACACUGUGGAUGUGGUCCACCGCACUGUCACGGUGCGGCGGGGUAGCGGCGAGG
Molecule: messenger RNA, 741 nt
Organism: Cladocopium goreaui
Lineage: Eukaryota; Dinophyceae; Suessiales; Symbiodiniaceae
Source: the annotation of a GenBank genome assembly